UUUCGGUGGGACAUUUCAUCGAACAAGUGUCUGGCUUCCCUGGACAAGGCAUCGCGUUCGUUGACAGUUACAUAACAGAAACUAUGAACGCGCACAGCGAGGCAUUCUAUCUUAGAUCUUUUUCUUUUUUUAUCCGUUAAGGCUUUCAAACAUCUCUCGUUUCCUCUCUCUCUCUCUCUCUCUCGCUUUCCGUUUCGUCUUCGAAAGAUUUAGAAGAGAUGAAUCGAACGCAGACCACGAGGGUCUCCGAUGAGUAUUACAUGAACGCCGGGCAAGUGGCAGGAUCGAGAUCGGCGAUGUGCCUUGACAAUCUGCCGAUUUACAAUUCUCAGCUGGAGAUCGCGAAGAAGGAAGCGGCGCGUUUGAGGUUCGCGGAGAACAUGGUGCACCUCAUCCCUGUCGUCAUCAUCGUCUGCGCCAUGGUUCUUUGGAUCUUCUCCAACCCUGCAAUUGAGAUGGAGAGUAAAGAUGAUUCCAUCCUUGCUAGAAUCAAGAACAUGACCAUUGAUGGUUACAGCAACUGGAAUGACUCAUCCUUUACAACUGGGAAGGGAGACUUCGAUCCACUAAACGGGAUUGCAGCAGAAGACUUUAGAAGAAAUUUCGAUAAGAAAAAUCAAGGGUGAAGUUCAUUAGGUUCCUUUACAGGUUCUUCUGUUCCCAACUGUUAAUGUCUGUGCAAAAGAAAUCUGUUGCAGAGAACCUUUCUGAGAUCAAUGCAGCUAACAUUACUAUAAAGUUGUCUUUUUUUUUUUUAA
Messenger RNA from Dendrobium catenatum, 758 nucleotides. RefSeq lists its product as uncharacterized. The record is from RefSeq and is a predicted model, not a curated record. The coding region runs from base 219 to 626 and encodes 135 amino acids. Lineage: Eukaryota; Viridiplantae; Streptophyta; Magnoliopsida; Asparagales; Orchidaceae. The transcript is spliced from 2 exons.